AGCGUUAACUGAAGUCAACAGAUCAGAUCAAAAGCAACGAGAAAUUGCCUUUAAAUGUAUUAGAGUCGUUGCGUUAUCCAGUCAUCAUUUUAAACACAAAUAAUCUCUAUAACAGCAGUCGUUGCCUCGCGCACAUGGACUCUUGCUAAAUGAAUGAACGGGAUUUUCAAAUGCCAACAGUUACAAAGACAAGAUGACAAGAGUCUUAACUUCUUUCUUAUGCAUUUACCGUCAUUUUUUUGAAUGGUCUGGGUGUAAUGAUAGCGGGUAAGCAAACUGGACAUUCAUCUUCAGUGCGGUGGAACCUUGAGUCGGGGUCUUUCAGAGAUGCUGUAGGAAGGUAAUGAAACGCAUGUGAGAUAUGAGGAAAGAAAUUGCAGCUGUGGUAAUCUUCCUGAAGAGGCUUGUGAAAAUGGGGGACAUGUUGGAAUCACACAAGAUCGAUCUGUUUGUUGAGAGGCUGGCUGUUGCACUGCAGGAGAAGUUUAAGGGGCACUGGUAUCCUGAAAACCCCAGCAAAGGACAUGCAUACAGGUGCAUUCGAGUGAACAGGGUCCACAGGCAGGAUCCAGAGCUCCUUCGGGCAUGCCGAGAGAGCGGGGUUCAGUACAGUGACCUGGGACUGUCCUGGGAACUCACGUUGUGGGUGGACCCUGGGGAGGUCUGUUGCAGAUACGGAGAGCAAAAUCUUUGCUUCUCAGUGGCAACUUUCUCCAAUGAUGAUGAGGACAAAGAUGUUGCAAAGUUGACCAGGGCUUUGGAGAGGGUGACAUCGGACUACCACUCGGGGUCUUCUUCUGAUGAGGAGGGCAUGCGCACUUCCCCCCUCACUGUCCACAACAGUGCUUACCAGGUGAUGAAUCCUGCUGCUCCUACAUGGCUUCCUAAGAAGAUGGUACCAGAGAACGUUCCCAUCCUUCCACGGCAUCACUCCGGAUUCAGGCCUCGCAGCAGAGCCCCCCACACUUUGAGGCCUAACCUGUGGGCCCCUCCUCGCUAUGGAAGAAGGCCUGGGUACUGGGACUCCACCCAAAAUCUGGCACAUUGUUACAGUUAGGAAUCAUGGUGCUUUUUGUUCCCACAAGACAUUAAAGCUGAAAACAACUUUAAAAUGUUUUAUUUUAACAUGAAUUUUUAUAGACUACCUAUUGAUUGUUUUUGACAAAUCUUUUUUGCACUUUAUACCAUUUGUUAUACAUUAAAUAAGUCACUUGUAUUAAAUUAAAUAAUGAAAUUGAAAUGCUACACAUUUUGAAGUACUGUAUUUUUACAAUGGGAGAUGUUCAUGUAUGCCACCUACUUUGUCCUUUUUGUGAUAAAAUGUUAUAUUUAUUCAUAGUGCAGAAUUGUCAGCUUUAUGGAGUUAACAACAAUUCCCCAGUAUCAUUAUGGUUUGUGUAUUAUUUUUGUGUUAAAGGAGCCUCCAAGUGUUGAAAUUAAAGUGUAACAUUGGUGGGUUUUUUUAGUUUCUGUUUGUCGCUUGGCAGGUGCUUUUAUUUUCUAGUUGACAGUGUAGAGGAGAGAAAUAUGUAUAACAUGAAACAAGGGUACCUUUUUGGAAUUAAAGUAGGGAAAUUAUGGUUAAAGUGUGUUCUGCUCAACAGGACACCUGCUAUACAUUUAGUGAUAAUCAGCUCAAAGGGUUGGUUCACCAAAAGCAUUUUUCAAGCAUAAUCAUAAAAUAAUUUAAUCAACACGAAUGAAGUUCCAUUCACCUCUGCGGUUUAGUGUGAUGUCAUAUCUUGUUGAAUAAAACCAAAAAACUAUC
Messenger RNA from Cottoperca gobio, 1768 nucleotides. RefSeq names its product B-cell translocation gene 3 (gene btg3). Bases 362 to 1057 code for a protein of 231 amino acids. Lineage: Eukaryota; Metazoa; Chordata; Actinopteri; Perciformes; Bovichtidae. The transcript is spliced from 5 exons. Gene Ontology annotation, cellular component: cytoplasm; nucleus. The record is from RefSeq and is a predicted model, not a curated record.